CGUAGAUAUGAAUUUGGCUAAUGGCUCCGAUCAUCUAAAAUAAGGAAUUCCAAUUCCCACUACGAACGACGAACACGUGUAUCCCACGAUCAAUCGUAUCGUCUGGAUAUGAAAUUUCCUGAAAUUCGCUUUUUGUUGCCGUCAAGAUGAGGUACGAAUUCAUUUUUCUUUUUCACAGUAAUCUGAUCACUUCCUUAGUGGCAUUUCCACCACCAACUUCAGAAUUCCGGUCGCCGCUUUCCGCCGUCGACCGCCGCAGAGCACAAAAUUCCAGUCCAAGAGAGGAUGGUGGUUUUAACUUCUAAAUGGUGUGGGCGAGGAAGAUGCUUGUUUCCAUUGCUUGCUACCCAGAAGCUUAGUUCACCGAGGAAGAAAUUUGAAGUGAUUAAGCUAUCCAAGGCCACCAAUUCUGAGACUAAUACCAAGAGGGCAAACUUAUUCGUCACAAGGAAGGAAAAGAUCAAAUUGCCCAGUUACAGUGACAGCCGCGGAGGCAGGACGUAUCAUAUCAGCGAAUUCCUGUGUCACCCUUCAGGAAUUGAAGCAAUGCUUAACAAAAAUGCCUUGCAAAGUUUUCAGUUACUUGAUGCAAACACAUACAGAUGCACUCUGCCCAGUUUGCAACUUCUGAACUUUGAAGCUGCCCCUACACUGGAUUUACGAGUAAUCCCAACAGACAAGGAUUUUACCGUUGAGAUGCUCUCGUGCAAGUUCGAAGGUUCGGAAUUGGUGGAACGCCAGAACGAUCACUUUUCGGCCCUGAUGAUUAAUCACUUGACAUGGAAGACAGUUGAUUCAAAUUCGUUUCUGGAAGUUGAUGUGAAGUUGAAUCUGUCUUUGGAGAUUUAUACACUCCCCUUCACCCUGAUGCCUACAGCUGCUGUGGAGAAUCCAGGGAACUUGAUGUUACAAGCUCUCGUGGACAGCCUUGUACCUCUGCUGCUGCGGCAAAUUGUGCAAGAUUAUGAAAAAUGGAUCCGUCAGCAGCGGGAUCAUUCAAUUAUGUCUCCAUCUCUUGAUGCAACUGGAAGUUAAACAUAGCCCGCCAUUUCCAGAUUUGCGAUAAUCUGUUUUGUUAUGUCAAGGAAGGCCUUCUAUUUCGUUCGAUUACAGAUGAUAGACCACGGUUGAAAGCGUACCGAAGCCAAACGCAAAGGAAGUUUGAGCAGAUUCUGUCAGCACAUUACACUAGAUUAAGAUAAGAGAUGCUUGGUAAGCUUGGGAUCCAUCUCCCAUGGCUUCAAAAGGAAAAAACCAUUAGUUCAAGUACAAUAUAGUGAAAAGUUUAUAUGUUACUACUAGACUUCACUUUUUUUCUGGGAAUCCUCCCUUUAGUAAUAGGGUUGAGGUUGAAUGGAGAUAUAAUAAGUAUUUCUGUAUGGUUCUCAAAUUUAAAGAAACAAGUGAUUUAAUGUGAGAAAUAAUGUUGUAUUCUA
This is a messenger RNA of Momordica charantia (bitter melon), 1436 nucleotides long. RefSeq names its product DUF1997 family protein, putative (DUF1997). The record is from RefSeq and is a predicted model, not a curated record. NCBI's taxonomy places the organism in Eukaryota, Viridiplantae, Streptophyta, Magnoliopsida, Cucurbitales, Cucurbitaceae.